Molecule: messenger RNA, 639 nt
Organism: Eutrema salsugineum
Lineage: Eukaryota; Viridiplantae; Streptophyta; Magnoliopsida; Brassicales; Brassicaceae
Product: acyl carrier protein 2, mitochondrial
Exons: 2
Coding region: 75-467 (130 amino acids)
Biological process (GO): fatty acid biosynthetic process
Cellular component (GO): mitochondrion
Molecular function (GO): acyl carrier activity; acyl binding
Source: RefSeq, a predicted model, not a curated record
GAUCUCUCAUCUUCUCUGUUAAACGAGAGAGAGAGAGAUAGGUUUUAGGGUUUUUUUUUUCUGUUUCUGCAGCAAUGGCGUCGAGAAAUGCUCUGCUUAAAUACCUCAGAAUCAAUGUCACACCUUCUCUUCAAAGAUCCAGCGUCACUUCUCAUCAAUCCGUAGCUCCCUUCUACGUUCUUCUUCGUCGUUUCUCCGACGAAGUCAGAGGGUCCUUCCUCGAUAAAUCCGAAGUCACAGAUCGUGUUGUCUCUGUCGUUAAGAAUUUCCAGAAAGUAGAGCCUUCUAAGGUGACACCAAAGGCACAUUUUCAGAAUGAUCUAGGGUUGGAUAGUUUGGACACAGUGGAAGUGGUUAUGGCACUUGAAGAGGAGUUUGGAUUCGAGAUACCCGAUAACGAAGCAGAUAAGAUACAAUCCAUCGAACUUGCUGUUGAGUUCAUCGCUUCGCAUCCUCAGGCAAAAUGAUGCGACCUAGAAAAUAUUCAACGGACUUGACUUGAAGCGUGGUCGUCAUAAUAAUAAAGAAAAUCAAACAUGUUUGUCUUUCCUAGAAUGAUACCGUUUCCCAAUUUUUCUAGUGUUUGUUGAUGCAUCUUGAAACGUGAUUCUUUUGCUUUAAGCAUCGUAUUGAGAAUAA